AUUGUUUUAACACACAUAAACUCUGGAUUUUCCCGCUGAUACCAUUGCACGUACGUCAAGCCGACACUUGCGCAAUUUUUUUAUUCUAUUGUAGCACAAGCUGUUGAGUGCAGAGCAAAAAGAGAAUUCAAGAUGAAUCAAUCAAUUACUCUCGUCACACUCGUUCUAGGAAUCACUGCUGUCAUCUGCACUGGUGCUGUGGAGAUGUGUCCAGAGGAGAAUUGUUUGGCUUCUGAUAAAUGUGAAGAGAUUGUGAAGGGCGAUAUGAAGUGUCAUCUUCAGGGGACGACUUGCUGUAGUGUAGUAAUUUCCGAAUUUCAAACGCACUGCAGGCAUCACGGGGGCGAGUGCAUGAAGACCUGCUCCUCGACUCUAAUUAGAGAAGUAAUUGACUGUCCGGAUAAUGAGUACUGCUGCGUGUUGGUCUGAUAAAAAAAUUCCCACCAAUCGUUUUCCCUGUCUUGCCAAAAAUUUCCCCUCACCUCCAGAAAUCCCGUACAUCACUCCCUUCUCAAUCCUGAAAAAAGAAUAAUUAAAUAAAUAACUAAC
This is a messenger RNA of Fopius arisanus, 549 nucleotides long. RefSeq lists its product as uncharacterized. The coding region runs from base 133 to 429 and encodes 98 amino acids. The record is from RefSeq and is a predicted model, not a curated record. The transcript is spliced from 3 exons. Lineage: Eukaryota; Metazoa; Arthropoda; Insecta; Hymenoptera; Braconidae.